This is a messenger RNA of Physella acuta, 1563 nucleotides long. RefSeq names its product polycomb complex protein BMI-1-B-like. Gene Ontology annotation, molecular function: promoter-specific chromatin binding. NCBI's taxonomy places the organism in Eukaryota, Metazoa, Mollusca, Gastropoda, Physidae. Gene Ontology annotation, biological process: negative regulation of transcription by RNA polymerase II. Gene Ontology annotation, cellular component: PRC1 complex. The record is from RefSeq and is a predicted model, not a curated record.
AUGGACCUAUAUGAAGUCUCUAGUUACAUGUAUAACGUCACAAGUUUUUUCAAGACCAUAAACUAUGAAGGCAAGACCGAGCCCAGUAGCGCUAAGCGCCUGAGGAUAUCGGAAUUGAACCCCCACCUUUUGUGUGCCCUGUGUGGAGGGUACCUUAUCGACGCCACCACUAUCAUAGAAUGCCUCCAUUCGUUCUGUAAAACGUGCAUUCUACGCUACCUGGAGACGAGCAACUACUGCCCCAUAUGUGAGGUACUCAUACACAAGACACGACCUUGGCAGAAUAUUAGGCUGGACCAUUCGCUACAAAACGCCGUCUACAAGAUGGUACCGGGAUUAUUUCAAAAUGAGAUGAAGAGACGGAGGGAGUUCUAUGAGAAACACAAGCAAGAAGGUAAGCUUUGUUUUUCUUUCCACUCGUUUUUUAUUCUCAUUAAAAUAAUUAUCGGCAGACGAGAUAACAGAGAAAAAUUUAUUGACGUUUCGAUAGACCAUUACAAGCGGGGCAGGCUACUGCCCGAGGGUGAGGUAGGAGACCGGAUUAUCUUCUCACAGGAUGAGGAGUUCAGCAUAUCCAUCGAGUUCUCACCUGACGGCAAGCCAGUGGCAGACACCAAAACCACGUCACUCAAACGUCAGAAAACGAACUGCCAACAUGAUAAACGCUACCUCAAGUGUCCAGCAGCUUUGAGGAUUGAACACCUGAAGAAGUUCAUCAGGUCCAAAUUUUCAUUGCCAGCGUCAAUACAGAUUGACUUAUUCCUGGAGAAAGAACCACUAUGUGAUUCCUUUACCCUCAUGGACGUAGCAUACAUUUAUAUGUGGAAACGGGACUGUGUUUUGAGGCUCUUUUACUCCUUUUUUGAAAUUCCUGCCAAGAUUCGGAAAGUUGAAACUGUGACCUUGAACUCUGAGAAGGUCAGUAAGAAAAACAAGGUUACAGACAAGAAAGAUGGCACUGAAGACAAACAAAAGGAAGACAGAAAGACUAAGAAUCGGAAAGAAAAACCUAGAGAAAGAAAACAGACAAAUAUAACGGGAAAGGGGGAGGUGACAGCUAACCAAUCUACUGCCAGUCAGCAGCCAGCCAACCAUGUUGCUAGCUGUGAAAAAAAUCAGAUAAUUUUAUCCAGCCAUAAUUCUAGCUGUGAAAAGAACAAUCCAGUGAUACCCAGCCAUGAUGUUGGCUGUGAUAAAAACCAACCAAUCAGUGCCAGCCACACUACUGGCAAUGAAAAGAACAACUCAGUCAUAGCCAGCCAUAACAAUGGCCUUGAGAAAAACCAGCCAAUCAGGGCUAGCCAUGAUUCUAGCUGUAACAAAACUCAGCCAGUUGUCACCAGCCAUGAUGAAGGAAGCACCAGAAACCAACCAGAUCUGUUGAUGAACUGUUCCAAUGCUCAUCUAAAACGGAAACACUCAGACACUGGUCAGUCCAAGAAAAGCCCCUCUGUUGUAAAGCAAGGCAAGGUCCCCCCACAGACCAACAUUCUAAAGCAGGGCAAGGUCCCCCCACAGACCAACAUUCAAAAACAGGGCAAGGGCCCCCAACAGAACAGCAUG